AUGUUGUGGACCGUCUGCUGCUCUCUGGAGCCCCCAGCUGGCCAUGGGGGAAAUGGGGCUGUGAAGACCACUGUUCCCUCUCAGGUCCGGAGUCAGUUUCCAGCUGUAGCCAGGGAGGCCUGGUCUGGCUGGCUGAAGAUCCGGGAGCCGUACGAGCGCCCAUGCCUGCUGGACUGCUUCCAUGACUUCUGCGCUGGCUGCCUGCGCGGCCGGGCCACUGAUGGCCGCCUGUCUUGUCCGCUGUGCCAGCACCAGACCCUGGUGAAGGGUCCUAGCGGGCUCCCACCGGUGGACCGGCUGCUGCAGUUCCUGGUGGAUAGCUCUGGGGAUGGUGUGGAGGCUGUGCACUGUGCCAACUGCGACCUGGAAUGCAAACUCUGGCCUGAACCAGCUCUCGGUCCUCAGGACGCAGAGACCACGUACUUCUGCAACACCUGCGGGCAGCCCCUGUGCGCACGCUGCCGCGAAGAAACGCACCGUGCGCGCAUGUUCGCAAGGCAUGACAUAGUAGCCCUGGGCCAGCGCAGCCGCGACGUGAUCCAGAAGUGUGCGCUCCAUUCGGAGCCCUACAUCAUGUUUUCCACCGACAAGAAGUCGCUGCUGUGCAUCCGCUGCUUUCGGGACAUGCAGGGGGAGAGCCGGGCCCACUGUGUGGACCUGGAGUCCGCUUAUGUUCAAGGUUGCGAGCGGCUGGAGCAGGCAGUGCUGGCAGUGAAAGCCCUGCAGACAGCCACGAAAGAGGCCAUCGCGCUGCUGCAGGCCAUGGUGGAGGAGGUGAGGCACAGUGCCGCUGAGGAGGAGGCAGCCAUCCACGCCCUCUUCGGCAGCAUGCAGGACAGGCUGGCUGAGAGGAAAGCCCUGCUGCUGCAGACUGUGCAGAGCCAAUAUGAAGAAAAGGACAAAGCCUUCAAGGAACAGCUUGCCCACCUGGCCUCCUUGCUGCCCACCCUGCAGGUUCACCUGGUCAUCUGCUCCUCCUUCCUCAGCUUGGCCAGCAAGGCUGAGUUUCUGGAUCUGGGUUAUGAGCUGAUGGAGAGGCUGCAAGGCAUCGUCACGCGGCCGCAUCGCCUAAGACCGGCUCAGAGCAGCAAGAUCGCCAGCGACCACCGCGCAGAAUUCGCGCGCUGCCUGGAGCCGCUGCUGCUGCUGGGACCCCGCAGAGCUGUGUCCACCGCUGGCGUCGCCAACACGUUGGCAGGGAGCUCAAGCCCCAAGGUGCUGAAGACACCCAGCUGUCCCUCCCCAGUGGGAAAGAUGUCAGGGUCACCCGUCCCCAAACCCUCGCCACAUCGUUCCAUGAGCACGAAGGUUCUCCUGGCCGAGGGCGAGGACACACCCUUCACAGAGCACUGCCACCAUUACGAGGAUUCCUAUCGGGGUCUGCAAGUAGAGGUGCAGAACCUCAAGGACCAGGUCCAGGAGUUACACCGAGACCUCACCAAGCACCACUCGCUCAUCAAGGCGGAGAUCAUGGGGGACAUCCUGCACAGGUCCCUACUGUUGGACACACAGAUUGCUUCUGAAUAUGCCUCCAUGGAAGGCAUGAGAGCAAUCUUCCAGGAGAUUUGGGAGGACUCCUACCAACGAGUAGCUACCCAGCAGGAGAUUUAUGAAGCCCAGCUCCAUGACCUUCUCCAGCUGAAGCAGGAGAAUGCCUACCUGACCACCAUCACCAAGCAGAUCACGCCCUACAUCCGCUCCAUUGCCAGGGUGAAGGAGCGACUGGAGCCCAGAUUCCAGGUACCCGUGGAUGAGCACACAGAGCAGAGCAUGACUGAUGACGGCAGGGACCACGAGACCUCAGCCAGGAUCGACACAGAGAGCAUCCUUGAGAAGAGAGAGAGGGCAUCUGAGCCCCACGGAAGCAGCUGGGCCCUGGGCAGCCUCCCAGAAGGGCCUCCAUUAAAGAACCAAGACCACCCCAGGCCCAAGUAGGAAACUGGAGAUGGGGGAUGGCAAGGUGGAUCAGGACCCGAAGAGGCUUGCUACCAAGCCUGACCCCUUGGACCGCCAUGGCACAGGGAAAGAACUAAUUUUCCACACACAUUCACAAUAAAGAAGUAAUGGAUCUUCUCAAUGA
Molecule: messenger RNA, 2080 nt
Organism: Peromyscus californicus insignis
Lineage: Eukaryota; Metazoa; Chordata; Mammalia; Rodentia; Cricetidae
Gene: Rnf207
Product: ring finger protein 207
Exons: 18
Coding region: 1-1935 (644 amino acids)
Biological process (GO): regulation of cardiac muscle contraction; regulation of heart looping
Cellular component (GO): perinuclear region of cytoplasm
Molecular function (GO): transmembrane transporter binding; Hsp70 protein binding; zinc ion binding
Source: RefSeq, a predicted model, not a curated record